AAAUUGUAUUACUUAAGUCAUCAUUCUAAAAUAGCAUCUACCCCGCCCAAUGGAAGUUGCGCGCUUAAAUGUUACCAACUUAAGUUGAUACGAAGGCUGGAAUAGCACGUCGUGCAAAGCGAUAGAAGUAAAUUAAAGUGUCCGAUCAAAAUGAAUUACCACGGUGCGGAAGGGUUGGAGUUUGGUGGAGGGAAUGUCAAUGUUGACCCAAGCGUCGCUGCUGUUUUACCGAUGGGCAGCCGCGUGAUUUCCACUGAUAGUCAUGGUGUAAGCUUCUGGGUUAACACAGGGAGAAUUGACGUGGAACUCGUCGACGGCACUCCACAGGUGUUUUUCAUCAAGGUCAUCUCGAAUGAAAGAGGCAAGGAUAUGACCCGAGGAGAAUUCGAGUCUAUGAAGGCCUUGUAUUCACUUGCGCCCGGCUUUGCCCCGAAGCCAAUAGCUUGCGGAACAUACCAAACCAUACCUGAUACUCACUUCUUCUUAUCCGAGUUUCGAGACAUGAUGGACGACACACCAGACCCAUACAGAUUUGUCGAGCGUUUGGCCAAGAUCCACCUAAACAGCAGGUCCCCAAAUGGGAAGUUUGGCUUCCAUGUGACGACAUACAGUGGGAAUCUACCGCAAGUGACCAAUUGGGAAGACAGCUGGGAGACCUUCUUCACCAAGACCAUGAGAAAGGCCCUCGAUUUCGAAAUCGCAGUUAAAGGCUACGACCCGGAAUUCGAAGAGCUGGUCCCUGCUCUGUUUGACAGAGUCAUCCCCCGGCUGCUCCGCCCCUUAGAGACGGAAGGCAGGUCCGUGAAACCGUCGUUGGUCCAUGGAGAUUUAUGGUACGCAAACUCUGGGAUUGAUAUCGACAGUGGCGAGCCCGUAAUAUUCGAUGCGUGCUGUUUUUACGCCCACAAUGAGUAUGAGUUUGGCCAAUGGAGACCAAUUUGUAACAGGUUUGGGGAUGAGUACCUAGCCGCGUACAAUACAUUCGUCCAUAUCUCUGCUCCCGAGGAAGACUUUGAAGGUCGUCUAGAUCUGUACAGACUGAGAUUCGACACGCAUGUUUCUGCACUCUUCACGGAGAACCUGACUCUGAGGGUGCAAGUACUGAAUGUCAUGCGGGAUUUAGUGCAACGUUAUGGUCAUGCUGGCAGGACUUCUGUCCUCUGAACCGAUCCAAUUGGCCCCAAUGGAGAAGAUUCAUAGUGUCGUCUUCAAAGAAGUCUUCAAAGAAGGGAUUGUCGGACGGCACUAGCCUUUGAACCCUAGGGGCAGUUUUUGUUUUUCCUUUCCUUUCCUUGCUAUCGCUACAACACCCAGUUGACUGGAUAUGAAAUCUGCAAUAGGACUUAUUGCAAGCUACAACGAAAUAUAGGGUUGAGGUGUCUCUAAUCUCCCCAACUCCAAAGGAGUAAUGGUCGACAUAAGGGCCUUCAGGACAGAAAUAUAUACUUUUUGGCUAAACACUUGAGUCAGUUGCUAAUACACCAGAGGUUUCGCUCCUGAAGUUCUAACAAUUGACUAUUACCAAGGGU
Molecule: messenger RNA, 1529 nt
Organism: Pseudomassariella vexata
Lineage: Eukaryota; Fungi; Ascomycota; Sordariomycetes; Amphisphaeriales; Pseudomassariaceae
Product: Fructosamine kinase-domain-containing protein
Exons: 5
Coding region: 151-1164 (337 amino acids)
Source: RefSeq, a predicted model, not a curated record